AUGUUGAGGUGGAGGGAGAAGAGCCCGGGGUUGAAGAUCCUCUGGGUGUGGACCUUCGGAACUGCCGCAGGUGAUCCCCCCACCCCCUGCUUCCACUUCUGCUGUAUCUCUCAUGGCCGCUCUCUCUCACCUCCUCCUCCGCCGUCUUCUUUCUUCCUGCUCGCCCUUCUCCAACUCGAUCGCCAGUUCUCGUCACCAGCGUCGUGGGAACGCGGUUGCGGGACAUGGAGAAGCUCCUGAGGGAAGAGGAGGAGAAGUCCUUGCGAUCCCAACAAGACGGGGUCGCCGCCGCCGCCACCGCUCAUUCUUCCGAGUGA
Molecule: messenger RNA, 317 nt
Organism: Spirodela intermedia
Lineage: Eukaryota; Viridiplantae; Streptophyta; Magnoliopsida; Alismatales; Araceae
Source: the annotation of a GenBank genome assembly